Staurois parvus is the source of this 387-nucleotide messenger RNA. NCBI's taxonomy places the organism in Eukaryota, Metazoa, Chordata, Amphibia, Anura, Ranidae. The record is from the annotation of a GenBank genome assembly.
UCCCUCGGACACAGCGGAUCACCGAUAAACGGAAAGAGCCAAAGAUGUCGGCUCGGUCAUGUGAUCAGCUGUGUCCAAUCACAGCUGAUCACAUGGGACAUGUAUACAGAUCAUCAGAGCACUGAUGAUCAGUGUGCCCUGAUGAUCUGUGCAGCCCCAGCAGUGCCACCUGUCAGUGUCCAUCAGUGCCAGCUGUAAGUGCUCAUCCAUGCCACCUGCCAGUGCCCAUCAGUGCCACAUUUCUGUGCCCAUCAAUGCCACAUCAGUGCCACAUCAAUGCCACAUAUUAGUGCCCAUCUGAACUGCCUUUCAUUGUCACCCAUCAGUGCCAGUCAGUGCCACCUAUCAGUGCUGCCAGUCAGUGCCACCUAUCAGUGCCAGUCAGUG